Molecule: messenger RNA, 1673 nt
Organism: Botrytis cinerea B05.10
Lineage: Eukaryota; Fungi; Ascomycota; Leotiomycetes; Helotiales; Sclerotiniaceae
Gene: Bcjlp1
Product: Bcjlp1
Exons: 4
Coding region: 505-1650 (381 amino acids)
Cellular component (GO): cytoplasm
Molecular function (GO): 2-oxoglutarate-dependent dioxygenase activity
Source: RefSeq, a predicted model, not a curated record
GGAAUGGUGUUGGUUCAGGUAGGGAUUGUUUUUAUAAGUGACGGAUAAUAAAUGCAACUAUCUACUUCUCUAUUCCCGAUAUAUCCACUCUGCUAUCACAUUUCCCAUACGACAUUCGUGAUCGCUGAGCACAAUUGCACCAUCAUCCAUCGACCAAUAACCACCCUAAUAUCUCAACGAUCAACUACCACGAAUUGCGUGUCAUCUGUCUUUGCUUGCGUAUUGGGUGUUCCAAGCGUGUUACGAUCUGGUUGUUAUCUGUGAUUAGAUCUUGCGGAUUGGUGAUCAAGGAGCAAGCUCCAAUAAAAACCUUGUGUGAUGUCGUUAUCAAGCAUUGACGGGUUGAAUGUGGUAGGUUUGGCGAAUGGGGUAUGUUAAAGUUGCGAACAUAUGUUAUGCCCGGAUGUAUUUAAGUCCUUCAACUUUCCGUUUGAUUAAGAAAGGACGAGUUAAGCUUCUACAUCCAACAAUCGAAACACUACAAUAACAACCGCAUUAAACACAAUGGCGCCUUCAGCAACAGAAACAGUUGCUCUUCCAACUCAAGUGAAGAAGUCUGUGAGUGAUAGAUUCAGUCGCGAUGAGCUUGGAAGCUAUAAAGAGCUUGCUCCCACCUCGUUCGAUAAAGAAGCCGAAGAGAAAGGUCUUGGCAAAUUUGCUGCUGCGUCUUAUCCACAUUACCUCCCAACCUGGGACGAUGUUACAUACCCACCUCUUGAAUCUUUUGAGCACAGAGACCAUGGAUUGGAUGCCGAUACAACCUAUCCAGAACUACUUGCAUUGGGCGUCGAGGCAGUUGAAUUGACACCUGCGAUGGGCACAGAAAUCAAAGGUGUACAAUUAAGCAAGUUAAGCAAUGCUGGCAAAGACCAAUUGGCUCGAUUUGUUGCAGAGAGAAAGGUCGUAGCUUUCAGAGAUCAAGACUUUGCAGAUCUGUCAAUCGCAGACGCUGUUGAGUAUGGCAGUUAUUUUGGGCGACCUCACAUCCAUCCCACGUCAGGAGCCCCACUGAAUCAUCCUGAGAUUCACCUGGUACACAGAGCAGCUGGUGAUAAAACAGCUGAAAGCUUCUUCGAGGCUCGAACAAAUAGUGUAGCAUGGCACUCUGACGUCACAUAUGAGAAGCAGCCACCGGGAACAACCUUCCUAUAUGUUCUUGACGUCCCAGAAACCGGAGGGGAUACUCUCUUUGCCAAUGGUGUCGAAGCAUAUAAUCGUCUUAGUGAUGCAUUUAAAGAACGUCUGCAUGGACUUUCUGCGACACAUUCAGGUAUCGAGCAAGUGAACGCCUCUCGCUAUAGGAAUGGCAUUGCUCGCAGGGAGCCUGUCGUGAACGUUCAUCCUAUUGUCCGAACGCAUCCCGUGACUGGAGAAAAGGCAUUAUAUGUUAACAGACAAUUCACCCGAAAGAUCGUAGGAUUAAAACAGGAAGAAAGUGAUGUACUAUUGAAUUUCCUGUAUGACCAUAUUGCACUAGGAGCCGACUUUCACGUAAGAGUCAAGUGGGCACCAAAAACUGUAGUUGUUUGGGACAACAGAGUAGCGACCCAUACCGCUCUUGUUGAUUGGUCGGGUGGAGCACGCAGACAUCUUGCGCGUAUCACACCACAAGCUGAAGCACCAUACGAGACGCCUUUCAAGGCAUCAUAACGCGCACAAAUUUCUUGUAGCUA